Octodon degus (degu) is the source of this 1685-nucleotide messenger RNA. It is a transcript of the gene Mfap4, whose product is annotated as microfibril associated protein 4. The record is from RefSeq and is a predicted model, not a curated record. Gene Ontology annotation, biological process: elastic fiber assembly. Bases 87 to 863 code for a protein of 258 amino acids. The transcript is spliced from 6 exons. NCBI's taxonomy places the organism in Eukaryota, Metazoa, Chordata, Mammalia, Rodentia, Octodontidae.
CAGCUGGCCAGGGGCCCAGCACAUAACUUUGGGCGGUUGCAGUCUGGGGCCUCAGACAACCAGCCGCUCUGAGCCGAACAGACAGCAUGAAGGCCUUCCUGCCUCUGGCCCUGCCGCUGCUGCUGCUGCUUUUCUGGAUGCCUCCAUGCAUCCCCCAGGCCACCGGGAUCCGGGGAGACGCUCUGGAGAAGUCUUGCCUGCAGCAGCCUCUGGACUGCGAUGACAUCUACACGCUGGGAUAUCAGAUGGACGGUGUGUACCUCAUCUACCCCUCGGGCCCCAGUGUGCCAGUGCCUGUCUUCUGCGACAUGACCACCGAGGGCGGCAAGUGGACGGUCUUCCAGAAGAGAUUUAAUGGCUCCGUAAGUUUCUUCCGGGGCUGGAACGACUACAAGCUGGGCUUCGGCCGUGCAGACGGGGAGUACUGGCUCGGGCUGCAGAACCUGCAUCUCCUAACACUAAAACAGAAGUAUGAGCUGCGAGUGGACCUGGAGGACUUCGAGAACAACACAGCAUAUGCCAAGUAUAUUGAUUUCUCCAUCUCCCCCAAUGCGGUCAGUGCGGAGGAGGACGGCUACACACUCUACGUGGCAGGCUUCGAGGACGGCGGGGCAGGUGACUCCCUGUCCUACCACAGUGGUCAGAAGUUCUCCACCUUUGACCGGGACCAGGACCUCUUCGUGCAGAACUGUGCAGCCCUCUCCUCAGGAGCCUUCUGGUUCCGCAGCUGCCACUUUGCCAACCUAAAUGGCUUCUACCUGGGUGGCUCCCAUCUCUCUUAUGCCAAUGGCAUCAACUGGGCCCAAUGGAAGGGCUUUUACUAUUCCCUUAAGCGCACCGAGAUGAAAAUCCGUCGGGCCUGAGGGCUGGCCCUGUCCCACUGCACUCCUCCCAGCUUUCCUGCAUCUCCAUGAGUGUCUCUCUGCCCUUUAGGCCCGAAAUGAUGCUCCUGCUGUUCCUGUGCACUAGCUUCUCAGGUAGCCUUGCAAUUCUCAGGCUUGGCUGACCUCUAUCACCACCCAAGGUGACCAUUUCUAAGCCAGGCCUAUUCCCUCCAUCAGAGGCUACUGUGCCUGGCUGGGCUUCAUGAGGCUCACAACUGCCUCCCUCCAACCAAACAGCUGAAAGCCAGGCACGGGCUUCUGUGUCCACCUUAGCCAGCUUCUUCACUGUGGACUACUCUGUCUGUCUGGGCCACCCUAGACUGAGCAAUGCAGUCUAUUCCAAGCCACUUGGACAGCCACCACACCCCAGCACUCCCCCCAUCCAUUCAACAGCACUUCCCAUCCUUGUCCUCCAUUUUACCAACUUACUCCAUACUCCAUAUCCUCCACCUACCUAUCCUGGCCCCCUACAGCUCAUACCAAAACAGUAUUUACCACAGCUACUGCAAGACACCCCGAAACAGCUACAGGCAAGGUAGGCAUGGGAAUGACGUCCCCCACCUGCCCCAGGGAUUGAGGUCUGGCCAUCUGAGGGUUGGGAGUGGGUGGAGAGUGGAAGUCUCAAUAAACCUUCAGGACCUGAAUGCACUGGCUUUGUGCAUACAACCAUUUUCUUGGCCCCCAAAUGAGGGGACUUGUAUUCUCCCUGUACCCCUACUUAUGGUGUACUGCCCACCCCCAUGUCCAAAAAUGACACCUGGAGUCAGGCAUUAAAGUGAACCUUGUAUUUCACAGGCUUCA